UAUAGGGCCGUAUGCAUAUGAAUGCAAAUCGACGAUUCGCAAUUCAUAUUUCUUCCUUCGUUAGUCCAAUAUGGUACGCACUCUACAACUACAACCAGUAGCGUUCCACACAACUACUUCUUCUGCUCUCCACGGCUACUACUGCUCUUCCAAGAGCAAGAAACUUCCGAAACAAAAACGAAUCCACCGAAACAAAAACACCUCCCUCUCAUUCCCAAAUUCAACCCCAACCCCACUCCUGAUCAACCAAAAACCCUACACCCAAACAAAAGCCCAAGCCCUUGACGCCAUCGUUGAUGACCUCGAAGCCUCCGUUGACAAACGUAUCAAAAUUGACACCGAAAUAUUUUCUUCCCUCUUAGAAACAUGCUACCGUUUACAGGCCAUUGAUCACGGUAUCCGAGUUCACCGCCUUAUUCCCCCAAACCUUUUACGUAGAAAUGCAGGGUUGUCUUCGAAACUUCUGCGGUUAUAUGCGUCGUGCGGACGCAUCGAAAAAGCUCACCAGGUGUUUGAUCAAAUGGUUGACCGUGAUGCUUCGGCUUUUCCGUGGAAUUCGCUUAUCUCCGGGUAUGCUGAGUUGGGUCUAUAUGAAGAUGCCAUGGCGCUGUACUUCCAAAUGGACGAAGAGGGUGUUGAACCGGACCCAUUCACGUUCCCUCGCGUGUUGAAAGCUUGUGGGGGAAUUGGUUCGUUUGGGGUUGGGGAGGAGGUGCAUCGCCGUGUGGUUCGUUCGGGCUUUGCAAAUGAUGGGUUUGUGCUCAAUGCUCUUGUUGACAUGUAUGCGAAGUGUGGUGACAUUGUAAAGGCUCGGAAGGUCUUCGACAAGAUUGCUUCCCGGGACUUGGUUUCGUGGAAUGCUAUGCUCACGGGUUAUAUUCGUCAUGGGCUUUUGGUGGAGGCAUUGGAGAUCUUCUGCCAAAUGCUUCAAGAAGGGCAUGAGCCAGACUCGGUUGCUAUAUCCACAAUACUUGCCAGUUUGUCAUCACUGAAGCUUACACUCCAAAUUCAUGGGUGGAUUCUUCGUCAAGGAUUUGAGUGGGAUUUAUCUGUUGCUAAUUCAUUGAUCGCUGUGUACUCAAAUCACGGAAAGUUGGAUCGAGCACAAUGGUUGUUUAACCACAUGCCUGAGAGGGAUGUUGUGUCAUGGAACUCUAUAAUUUCUGCUCACUCUAGAGACCUGGAAGUUCUAACGUACUUUGAGCAGAUGGAGAAUUCUGGUACUUUGCCAGAUAGUAUCACAUUUGUGUCAUUACUAUCAGCUUGUGCCCAUCUGGGCUUGGUGAAGGAUGGGGAAAGAUUGUACUCUAUGAUGAAGGGGAAAUAUGCAAUAAACCCCAUCAUGGAACAUUAUGCUUGCAUGGUUAAUCUCUAUGGGAGGGCAGGACUGCUCAUGGAGGCAUAUGCGGUCAUAGAGGAGAAAAUGGAGUUUGAAGCUGGCCCAACAGCGUGGGGGGCAUUGCUAUAUGCUUGCUUUCUUCAUGGAAACGUGGAUAUUGGAGAAGUGGCAGCGGAAAAGCUUUUUGAGUUGGAACCGGAUAAUGAACUUAAUUAUGAACUUUUGAUCAAUAUUUACAGCAAUGCGGGUAGAUUGGAUGGUGUGGAAAGAGUGAGAAUGAUGAUGAUGGAACGAGGACUGGAUCUUUAGACCCAUCUGUGGAUAAAUGGGUUCCAUAUACCACGGAUCAGAUCCUCCAUCUUGGCUCACUACGGCCGCAAGAAGCCAUUUUAGUCUCUCCUGUUUGCCCCACAAUGGGUACCAAAUGCACGUUUAAUGAUAUCAGGUUCUUUAUGUACAUCUAUUGGACCAGCAUCGCCUUCAAUUGAUCAUUUGGAUUACAGAGAAUUGGCUUGUCGUGCACAAAGCUAACCUGUUCAUCAACUUUGGAUCUUCAUUGGGAUUGUUGUACAGAUAUUUGCCAUACCCAUGCCUCAUUAUUCGUUCAUAUUUAUGCUCAACUCCUCUAGCCAUUAAAGAGUUGGGAUGGAACAAAAAAAAAAAUGUUCUGUGUACAUGUAAUGAAUCGUAUCUGUUCCCAAACAUAUCUAAAAAGGCUUGAAAAUCACAUUGAAAUUGGAAUGUUUGGAGAAACAAUUUUGCAAUCCUUGGGGAAGUAUUUGUUUACAGGGAUGAAAGUGAAUUAGAAUAAUGUUAAAUAUAAUCAUGGGAUGGUAGUAUGGU
Molecule: messenger RNA, 2182 nt
Organism: Juglans regia (Persian walnut)
Lineage: Eukaryota; Viridiplantae; Streptophyta; Magnoliopsida; Fagales; Juglandaceae
Product: pentatricopeptide repeat-containing protein At4g25270, chloroplastic
Exons: 1
Coding region: 71-1648 (525 amino acids)
Biological process (GO): RNA modification
Molecular function (GO): RNA binding; protein binding
Source: RefSeq, a predicted model, not a curated record